CCAAUUUCCUGGGAAAGUGCAGGGAAAGCUUGGGCCAAUUUCCUGUAAUGAAAUCUAAAUAAAUGGACAGUCCCGUACAUGAUAAGCGGCACGCCAGUAAUUCAGAUGGGUAUGGAGUGGUAGUUUAUUUAGAGGGGGGAUUUCGUGGCCUUUUCCAUUAUUGUCACGCUUGAGCUGAGGUCGCCCUCCAAUUUGUUGUUUUGAUUUUGAGCAAAUGGAUUCAGCUCUGCUACCGGGCUUUAGAUUCAAUCCCAUUGAAGAAGAGUUGGUAAUUCACUAUUUAAAGAGAAAAAACAGUGGUAUAAAGGAAAAACAGGAUUUGAUUCCAGAGGUGUCUAUUUAUAAAUGAGAGCCUUGGGACUUGUCAGAGAGAUCUUUUCUGCCAAAGUGUAACAAACAGUGGUAUUUUUUAAGUCCUUGCGAUCGGAAGUAUCCCAGUGGUUCACUUGCUAAUAGGGCUACUGAAGCUGGGUAUUGGAGAACAACAAGAAGGUACCAGACAGUUCACUCUCGCUCAACUUCAACAAGAGUAAGGAAGACUCUGAGCUUCUAUAAGGGCAGACCUCCAAGUGGAGAAAAAACUGAAUGGAUCAUGCAUGAAUACCAUCUGGAUGAAAAGGAAUUCAAGAUAGGAGCUGGUUUGCAGAAUGCUUUUGUAUUAUGCCAUGUUCUCAAAAAGAAUGAACUUCCAGAAAAAAGUGGUGGAUUGCAAAGUGCAGAAAAUGAGAAGUGCGAUUCAUCUCCUAAAAAUAGAAAUCCCUCCUGCGAUGAAGACAAGUCUGAAGACAGGUCAAAACAACUAGAAGAGGUUCAAAUAUAUUCAAGUUUACCAAAUAUUGCAGAAGAUACUGCUGGACCUAAUAUGUGGUUAGGACCUGGCAAGGACACAAUUAAUCAACAGGUUGAUUCGAUGCCAAAUGGUUUACGAUCAAAUCGUGAGUUUGGAUGGCUUCCAUCAAACAACAAUGAUUUUCCACAAGUUCCAGCUGAUAUAAGCUUUACGAGGCCUGAAGCUACAGAUGGACAUUUGACUGAUGAAGAAAUGGAUGAGUAUAUUGACGAAGCAAAUAUCAUGGAGGAAAUUCUGCGUGCAUGUCAGGAUUCCCAGAAUUCUAAUAUGGAUCAUUCUUUCCCUCAGGAUAGCUAUGCUGACAUCUCGAAUGGUAAUUAUAUAGAACUUAAUGACUUUGAGAAUUGUGGUUCUUCUCUUUCGUUUGAUAGUGUAUUCAACAAUGGUAGUCCUGAAACCCAAUUACGACCUCGCAGUCCAGCAUUGCAUAGUUAUCAGCAUGAUGUGUCAUCUGAAGGUAAAUCCAAAAGAAGAGUUCGCAUAAAGCUAUCCAUAAAAUUGAAGCUUGGAUAAUAUGCUAUGCGUGCAUAUAAAAUUAGUAAAUAUCAAAUAUGUAGUUGGAAUUUUUAGAGAGAUUCUAAAUUAGUUUUUAGUGUUUCUUUUGGUAAUUUUUAUAGAUAGUACUUUCUAUGUUUUGAAGAGUUUUAGUUUCUUUAAGAAUUAUGCAUGGAAAUGUAUUGUAUGGGCUAUGUUGUCAAGUCUCAAAGUUGUAAU
This is a messenger RNA of Cryptomeria japonica (Japanese cedar), 1564 nucleotides long. RefSeq lists its product as uncharacterized. The coding region runs from base 593 to 1363 and encodes 256 amino acids. NCBI's taxonomy places the organism in Eukaryota, Viridiplantae, Streptophyta, Pinopsida, Cupressales, Cupressaceae. The record is from RefSeq and is a predicted model, not a curated record. The transcript has 4 exons.